AGCCUGGGCAGAGUGAGCCAAGCACUUCCACUGGGAUUAAAAACUCCAGGGCUCCAGAGGGCUGGAAGGCACGUCCUCUUCUCUCUCCCGUGCACCCCAGCCCCUAGCCCCCUAGCAGGCCCCAUGCCUCCUCUCUCCCUGCUCACAGGACCCACAGUGACCACUUUAGGCUCCUAUGAGACGUCUGAGGGUUGUGAGAGGAAGAAAGGCCAACGCUGGGGGUCCCUGGAGCGGCGGGGGAUGCAAGCUAUGGAGGGGGAAGUGCUACUCCCAGCUCUCUAUGAGGAGGAAGAGGAGGAAGAGGAAGAAGAGGUGGAAGAAGAGGAAGAGCAAGAGCAGAAAGGUGGCAGCGUGAGCUCCCUGUCUGUCGGCAAGCACCGGGGCCUGAGCCUCACGGAGACAGAGCUGGAAGAGCUGAGGGCCCAGGUGCUACAGCUGGUGGCAGAGCUGGAGGAGACCCGGGAGCUGGCAGGGCAGCAUGAGGAUGACUCCCUGGAGCUGCAGGGGCUCCUGGAGGAUGAACGGCUGGCCAGCGCCCAGCAGGCAGAGGUGUUCACCAAGCAGAUCCAGCAGCUCCAAGGUGAGCUGCGGUCUCUACGAGAGGAGAUUUCCCUGUUAGAGCGUGAGAAGGAAAGUGAACUCAAGGAAAUAGAACAGGAGUUGCACUUGGCUCAGACUGAGAUCCAGAAUCUAAGGCAAGCAGCAGAGGAUUCCGCGACUGAACAUGAGAGCGACAUAGCAUCCCUGCAGGAGGAUCUCUGCCGGAUGCAGAAUGAACUCGACGACAUGGAGCGCAUUCGAGGAGAGUAUGAAAUGGAGAUCACCUCCCUCCGUGCAGAAAUGGAAAUGAAGAGCUCUGAUCCAUCCAAUAGUUUAAAUCUCUCAGAUUACUCUGAGAUGCAAGAAGAGUUGCAGCAACUGCGGGACCGCUACCGCUUCCUGAACGAGGAGUACCGGGCCCUGCAAGAGAGCAACAGCAGCCUCACAGGGCAGCUUGCUGAUCUGGAGAGUGAGAGGACACGAAGAGCAACCGAAAAGUGGCUGGAGUCCCAAAUGCUAAAGGAUAUGAUGUCAGCAGAGUCUCAGACUUCAGAAAUGGAUUUUCUGGAACCUGAUCCUGAAACCCAGUUGUUGCGACAACAGCUUCUGGGAGCUGAGGAGCAGAUGCAUGACAUGCAGAACAAGUGUAAGGAGCUGUGUUGUGAGUUGCAAGAACUACAGCAUCAUCGUCGGACCAGUGAGGAGGAGCAGAGGCGGCUGCAGAGGGAGCUCAAGUGUGCACAGAAUGAGGUGCUUCGGUUUCAGACUUCCCACAAUGUCACCCAGAACGAGGAGCUGAAGACCAGACUCUGUGCCCUGCAGCAAAAGUAUGAUGCUAGCCAGGACGAGCAGAAUGAGCUCUUGAAGGUGCAGCAACAGCUUCAGUCUGAGCUUCGGCAGCUCAAGGUCUUGAAAUCCACAGUCGUAGAAAGCCCAAGUGAGAAGGAGUUACUGUGCCGGCUCCAGAAGCUGCAGCUCCAGUACCAGCACAUCACGUGCGAGAAGGAUAAGCUGCUGGAAGUGCAGCGGCAGCUGUGCGGGGACCUGCGGUACCAUGAGGCGGAGGUGCAGCGCCUCAAGGACAUCGUGGCCUCUUUCCAGGAGAGCAGUGAGAAGAACGCGGAGAUGCACGCGCAGCUUCAGGAGAUGAAGCGGCUGUACCAGACCAGCAAGGAAGAGCUGGAGCGGCAGAAGCGCAUGUAUGAUCAGCUCGAGCAGGACCUCCUGCUUUGCCAGCAGGAGCUGAAGGAGCUCAAGACCACCAAGCCCAUCCCAGAGGACAAGGGGAAAUGUGCUAAUAAGUGUGACGCACUGCUGUCCAGACUGACCGAGUUGCAGGAAAAGUACAAGGUCAGCCAGAAGGAGAUGGGGCAGCUGCAGAUGGAGCAGUGCGAGCUCCUGGAGGAUCAGAGGAGGAUGCAGGAGGAGCAGGGGCAGCUGCAGGAAGAGCUGCACAGGCUCACGUUCCCGCUGCCCAGAGCUGGCCGCCUCCCUAAGAGUCAGGAGCUACUUACAAAGUUACAAGACCUGUGUGAACUACAGCUGCUCUACCAAGGUAUGCAGGAGGAGCAGAAAAAACUGAUCCAGAAUCAAGAAAGUGUGCUCAAAGAACAGUCAGAUCUGCAUGAAGAGCUGCAUGUUUUCAAAGCAUCUCGUUUCCGGGAUGUGUUGGAGAAUCCCAACGAUUCCAAAUCACCUAAGUCCUCCAAGUGUGGUCGCGACAAGUCCAAGCUGAUCAUCGCCCAGAUGCAGGCUCUGCAGGUGCUCUACGAGGGCACGCAGACCGAGCAGGAGCUGCUGCAGCAGGAGCAGGGCAGGCUCCUUGAGGAGCGGAAGAGGCUGCAGGCCGACCUGCAGCUCUGCCUGGAAGAAAUGCAGCUGCUCCAGGUCCAGUCCCCUUGCAGCAAAAUGAGCCUGGAGAAGAACUAUGGCAGCAUGGCCAGCAGCAGCGAGAACUAUCGCAGGAGUUACGGGAGCAGCAUCGAUGAGAGUGAGAGCUAUCACAAGAGUUACCGCAGCUCGCAGGCCAGCGACGAGAGCUUUCUCAAGAGCUAUGAGAGCAGCGCCAGUACCCAGGAGACCAGCGAGAGGCAUUACUGCGCCGGCAGCAGCAGCAGCAGCAUCUAUAAGAAGAGCUACGGCAGCAGCAGCAGCAGCUCUGACACCUGCUACAAGAGUUACAUCGGCAGCACUGCUGACGCCUCUGCCGAGCCUGAAGAUGGAGAGCGCUGUGAGGACAUGGUCGCCACGGUGGUGAUCAAGCUGCAGGGGGUGCAGGCCAUGUACCAGCUCAGCCAGGAGGAGCACAACCGGCUGCAAGACCAGAUGAGAAAGCUGCUGGACAGGCAGAAAGAGCUGAAGGAAGAGCUGGAUGCCUGUGAAAAGGAGUUCAAGGAGUGCAUGGAAAGCCUUGAGAAACCCACUGCCUCCCCAGCCGACAUGAACGAGAUCAGAGAGCUGCAGGCCAGGCUGCGGGAGCUGCAGCUGCAGUACCAGGCGAGCAUGGACGAGCAGGGGCGGCUGCUGGCCGUGCAGGAGCAGCUGGAGGGGCAGCUGCAGUGCUGCCAGGAAGAGCUUCGCCAGCUCAAGGAGAAGAAGGCCUCCGUUCCCAGAGAAACCAAGGGGAAAAAUGGCAAUGAGAAUAUGAACAAAAAUGCCAACGGGGUUAGAAAUAAAAAGUUGACCAGACCAAGCCUGGACGGUUAUGAGGGCAGCUAUGAGAACAGAAAGAGUCUGGAGGUGGUGCUGUACUACAAGGCCAGCCACACGGAUUUACGCGAUCUAAUACAGGAGGAAGUGGAGGCGGGAGAGGAGGAGGAAGUCAAAAAGGACACGAAGAAGGACUCCUGCAACAAACUGGCUUCUGUGCGGUCAGAGCCUACGGAGAUUAAGUCGGCAAAAGCUGAGGAGGGGUGUUCUGAAGAGUCCCAAGAGCAGGAGGGCAAGGAAGAAGACGAGAAAGAUGAGAGCGACAACGAUGCUUGCCCCGAAGCUUCAGAGGGCAGCAACCCCCUCAAGCUUUCUGAGAGCAAAAAGCCAUCCCCUGCCCCCGAGCCCCCCAUCUUCUCCUUGCCUCUUGUAGGCCUGGUGGUCAUAUCGGCUUUGCUCUGGUGCUGGUGGGCCGAGACGUCGUCCUAACACAGCCCCAGAACCAAGCUCUCACUACUGUCACCACCCAGGAUGGCAAAAUAAGGCGUCACUGCCUCCCCCAUUGGAUGAGAGAGGAAUUUUGGAGUGCUGUGACCAACCCCCAACCCCAGCCCUAACACACCGCCCAGGGGCGUAUGUAUGAGGGCAGCCUCAGUUUGUCCUUCAGACUUGAUGAAAAUGGAACAGAAACCCCUACUGUGUUGUGUUCUUUCUACUGAGAAGUUCUCUGGUUUGGGACUUCUGGUCUUCAGAAUGCCAGGAAAUAUUUUAUAGUUCUCUGUUUAUCCCUUUUGGGUCCAGAUUCUAUUGUAAUUCUGGACAGAAUGUGGUACUGGUGACAAGAACGAGAUGCAAGUAUUCUCAGGGCACCAAGGCUGACAUAUUCUGGGCACCUUCCCCUUGGCCUUGGUCCAUGUAAUUUGGUCUGUCAACAGGAUACCAAAUUUAGGAGGCAGGCUGUGGUCUUAGGGCCCAAGGUAGAGCCCUAGGGUUCCACCUGUCUUUGGAACCCACAAACUAUUCUCUCCUAGCCUGUUCUGGCUCCUUUCUCCUGUUCCCCUGCCCCUCCACCACUUCCCACCCCUGCAGAUGGAGCGCAGCUGGCUUACCAUCCCGGUAGCUGAAGCAUCUGUUGGUAGCACUCACCAGCACCCUCUUGUCCUUCCUUCUCCCCUCACUUUCUUUCCUCUUCAUCCUUUCUCCUCUUUAAGGCGGUCCACUUACUCCCCACAAACAGUCUAACUCCUUUAGUGACAGGCUCUCUCCCUAUACCUGUUCUUCCCCGUCCACGUCUAGAUUUCUCAGGCCCUAGGGGAGGAGAUCCAAAGCAUCUGUCCAUAACCUCAGCCUCGGCCAGGCCCACGCAGCCAGGCCCACGCAGAGUGAGAGGCAGGAGCUCCUGGGUCAGGGCGCUCUUGGGGAGCCUGGCUGUGCCCCACCCUGCAGCUCCCAGUCCAGGAGCUGCGGCAGCGCAGCGCUGGAGAAAGCGUGGCUGACAGGAGAACCAGAGACAGACUGGGCCAGGUUCUCUUAGCACUUAGCCCCAGGGGCAAAAUGCAUGGUGGGAACAUUAGUUUCUUCACAGGGCAGCAAAGAAUGGUAAAACCUCUGCUUUCCUCAUGUGAGGAUCGCAGGAGUUCAUGUUUAUGAAAGUGCUUCAUAAAGGAUAAAAUACCUCAUGAAUAAUUUACAAAGUGUAUACUUACAUGAUAUAUACUAUAUGCCUGGCACUGUUCUAAUCACCUUACAUAUAUUAACUCCCUUAAUCUCUGCAACAACCCAACGAGGUGGCUUUUAUUAUCAUUUUAUAUGUAAUAAAACUAAGGCAUGGAGAGGUCAAGUAAUACCGCCAGGGAAUGGUGAAUUGGAUUCUAAGGACUAAUAUUAGCAACAGCUAAAAUUUCCACCUCGCUUCCCCCUUACCAUCUCUCCUCAUCUUGAGCAGCUUUCCUUGGUUGCUUGCAUGUAAUUAGGAAGACUCCAUACUUCUCUUCACACAGUCUCCAGUGGCGUUAGCUCUCUUGUCAGCUAACGUCACGUUGUUAACUCGCUGUGUGUAUAGCUUAUGAAGCCCCUUUGCAUAUUGCAUAUGCUAGGUAUCCUCUCCCCAUUUUCUACCUGCGGUUGAUUUUUUUGGAUCUGAGGCAGAAUUUUUUAUUCAUUCCUAUUAAGUAUAGUCCAUUGAUGUAACCUGUGGAGGUUGGGUUUGCUUUUUUGUUUUUUAACCUUGGCCUUGCGGUUUCAAAGGAUCCAUUUCCCUGCCAGCGCCACAUCCCCCUCAGGGGCGACCGGCCUACCUUCAUAUAUUCAUGUGCAUUAUUUUUUUAAAAUUUUAUUUAUUUAAGUGAUCUCUACACCCCACAUAGGGCUUGAACUCAUGACCCCGAGAUCAAGAGUUGCAUGCUUUUCCAACUGAGCCAGCCAGGCACCCUGUUCCCGCGCAUUAAAGAUGAGGGCCGAGCCUCGGGAAUGUUGUCUCUCCAGGCUCUCUUUUAUCCAGAUCAUUGGCCACUUAACAAAUGGUCACACAGCAAGCUGUGCUGGUACCAUAUUCUUAUUUCCUCCUGUUCUGUCCAAAGAGAUCAUGGAAAAUCCGUCAGAUGUCUUGAUAAAAUCCAAAAACAUUUCUUUGAUCUGUCAGCUUAGUAACCUAGUCUGAAAGGAAAGCCUGAUGUGACUUAGCCCUUUGGGACCAGCCCUGCACCCAUCCCCCAUCCAGUCUGGAACUGGCCUCUGGCUGUUAUAAAGGGUACCAGUUCACAUUUAUGAGCCCAGCUCUGUCCUAAUUUUUUUUUAAUGAAAUUGAUUUAUUUAAGUGGGAGAGGGGCAGAGGGAGAGAGAGAAUCCCAAGCAGGCUCUGCACCCAGCACAG
Molecule: messenger RNA, 6061 nt
Organism: Ailuropoda melanoleuca (giant panda)
Lineage: Eukaryota; Metazoa; Chordata; Mammalia; Carnivora; Ursidae
Gene: CCDC136
Product: coiled-coil domain containing 136
Exons: 18
Coding region: 124-3678 (1184 amino acids)
Biological process (GO): single fertilization; acrosome assembly
Cellular component (GO): acrosomal membrane
Source: RefSeq, a predicted model, not a curated record